AUGGCAGAGUUUGUAGUCAGGCCACUGGUAUCCACGUUGAUGAACACGGCAUCCAGCUACCUGCUGGACCAGUACAAGGUGAUGGACGGCAUGAAGGAGCAUCGCGAGACCCUCAAGCGCCAGCUACCAGCCAUCUUGGACAUCAUCCAAGAUGCGGAGGAGAAAGGAGCUUCCCGACCUGGAGUGCGUGCUUGGCUCGAAGCACUCAAGAAGGUGGCCUAUGAGGCGAACGAUGUCUUUGAUGAGUUCAAGUACGAGGCCCUCCGGCGUGACGCCAAGAAGAAGGGACACUACAAGAAGCUUGGCUUUGACAUCGUAAGCCUCUUCCCUGCUCGCAAUCCCAUUGUAUUUCGUUACAGGAUGGGCAAGAAGCUGUGCAGGAUUGUGCGCACCAUUGAGGUCCUUGUCAGAGAGAUGAAUAGAUUUGGAUUCAAACCCACGCAGCAAGCACCGCAAUCCAAGCAGUGGCGCAACACAGAUUCCAUAAUAAUCGACUCUGAGAAGGAUAUUGUUAGCAGGUCCAGAAACGAAGAGAAGGAGAAGAUCGUGGAUAUAUUGAUUGGUCAAGCUGGCGAUAGGGAUCUCAUCGUCCUUCCCAUUGUUGGAAUGGGCGGGCUGGGCAAGACCACAUUUGCUCAACUCGUGUACAAUGAUCCUGCAAUCAAGGAGUAUUUCCAGCUCCAGAGGUGGUGUUGCGUGUCAGAUGAUUUUGAUGUUGUGAAGAUUGCAAACAACAUCUGCGAGACCAAUGAGAUCCAUCGUGAAAAGGCAUUGCGGAACCUUCAAAAUGAAGUAAGUGGAAAGAGAUACCUUAUUGUGUUGGAUGAUGUAUGGAAUGAAGAUGCUGAUAAGUGGGAAAAACUCAAGACCUGCCUGAAGCAUGGUGGCAAGGGGAGUGCAAUACUAACGACCACUCGUAAAGCGCAAGUGGCUCAAAUUAUGAAGAUGUGUAUUGAUGAUAGCCAUAACUUGGGGAAGCUACAUAAAGUAUUUCUGAAGGAAAUCUUUGAGAACAGAGCAUUUUGUUUGCAUAAGCCAAGUGCUGCUGAGCUAAGUGGUAUGGUUGAAAAGAUUCUGGACAAAUGUGGGGGCUCUCCUUUAGCUGCCAAAGCCUUUGGAUCAAUGUUGAGUAACAAGAAUAGCAUGAAAGAAUGGAUGAAUGUACUAACCAGAAGCAACACUUGUGAUGAGGACACAGGAAUUUUACCUAUACUCAAGCUCAGCUAUGAUGACCUUCCAUUACACUUAAAACAAUGCUUUGCUUUUUGUUCAUUAUUUCCCAAAGAUUAUGAGAUUGAUGUUGAAAUAUUAAUUCAGCUAUGGAUGGCACAUGAUUUCAUACCACUAAAGAAAGGUGACCAUCUUGAAAAGGUAGGCAAAGAAAUUUUUGAUGAGCUAACUUGGAGGUCAUUCUUUCAAGAUGUCAAGCAAACCUCUCAAAGAGAAUAUCAGUAUGAGCUCCGUUCUAGAACAAUAUGCCACAUUCAUGAUCUUAUGCAUGACAUUGCCUUGUCUGUUAUGGGAAAAGAUUGUCUUACAUUAGUUGAUAGGCCUAAUCAAAAGGAGUUGUUGUCAAAAGGCUCUACUCGUCACAUGUUCUCAUCAUAUCGCCAUAUGGGAAUGCUUUUGGAUGAUUAUCUGAAGAAACACUCUACGUCUCUCCAAACACUGUUGUAUCCAGAUAGCUUCAGUCGAGGCUCAGCACCACACUUGUCGAUGUACAGUCAUCUGCGAGCACUGCAACUCUUUGGGUUGAGGAAACUUCCACUCCGACCAAGGCACCUACAGCACCUGAGGUAUCUUGAUCUCUCAUCCAACUGGUGUAUCAAGGAGCUUCCCAAAGAAAUAAGCGUAUUGUAUAAUCUGCAGACUCUUAAUCUUACCUUCUGCAUUAAUCUUGAUCGACUUCCAAAGGAUAUGAAGUAUAUGACUAAUCUCCGCCACCUCUAUACAAAUGGAUGCACAUCAUUGAAGUGCAUGCCUCCAGACCUCGGGCAACUCACUUCCCUACAGACUCUAACGUAUUUUGUGGUGGGUUCUAGUCAUGGUUGCAGUACUAUUAAAGAACUACAAGACUUAAAUCUUGGUGGUGAAUUAAAGCUAUCUGGUCUUCACUAUGCAAUAGAAGAAGAUGCUAAAGCAUGCGGCCUUGGAAACAAAGAGAAACUCACACAUUUAUCUCUUGAAUGGAAUGAUGAUAGUACUGAACUGGACCAGCAAAGGAAUGUGCUUGAUGCUCUUAAACCUCAUGCCGCACUGGAGUUUCUACAAAUAAACUCCUAUAAAGGUAUUGGAUUCCCGACAUGGGUGACAAGUCUUAAUGUUCUGCAGCGUUUGACCGAGCUCCACCUAGAUGGUUGUACAAUGUGUGAGGAGUUUCCCCAAUUUGGUCAAUUUAACGCCCUUGAGGUUCUUGUUUUGGAAAGGUUAAACAAACUGCAAAGCCUAUGUAGUCACAAUUCAUCUGCUGCAUUUCCAGCACUAAAAGACCUCAGAUUAGCAAAUUUGGAACUUUUUGAGAGAUGGGUGGCAAGUACAGAAGGAGAAGAACUAGUGUUUCCUGUACUUGAGAAAGUUCAAAUUGAGAACUGCCCAAAGCUAACAACUCUGCCUGAAGCACCAAAACUGAAAGUUAUGAAGCUAAGAGAAGAAAAAGCUCAACUAUCCUUGUCAAUAUUUCGAUCCAGGUACAUGUCUUGCUUGUCUAAGUUAUCUGUGUUUGUCAAAGAUACAGAAGCAACACCAACACUGAAGCUCGAUCAGGAUCGUGAAGUAUCUCUUUUGGAAUUGUGGGUGGAUGGUUGCAACUUUUUGUUCCCCUCAAAUCCAUCACAGCCAGCAGUUGCAGUCUGGAAAUGGUUUGGUCAGCUAGAGGAAUUAGUGAUCGAAGAUUGUGAUAUUCUCACCUACUGGCCUGAAGAAGAGUUUCAAAGCUUGAUAUCAUUGAAGAGUUUAACCAUCGAUAACUGCAGCAAGCUAAUGGGAUAUCGUACUCGAGGAAGGGAUCAACUCCUGCCAAAUCUAAUAAAACUAAGGAUAUAUAAUUGUGAAAGCCUGACAGAGCUUUUCGUUCUCCCCACAUCUCUUGUGCAUAUUUUCGUUGUUGAUUGUGAUAGUCUUGAGUCCAUACUGGGGCAGGAUGAUAGAGAGUUGGAGAGUCUACAAAACUUUGAUACAACAGCAUCGUUGGAAAACUGCAGUGACCUUGCACCCACAAGUAUGCCAGAGCAGUCACUUACAGCCAGAAUUAAUCCUUUGCCAUGUCUCAAGACUUUAUCAAUAGGUGACUGUAAGAAGCUUCGUUUCGUCCCAGCACAGUUGGAUGCUCUCCUAGAUCUGUACAUUGAUAAUUGCAAUGUUCUGGAGUCGCUUGAUUGUUUGGGAGACCUGCCGUUACUGACAACACUAAAUCUUCAGAGGUGCAAACGUUUGGCAUCUGUUCCACGUAGUUUUGCCAAUUAUUCAGCCCUUCGGGAGCUCACUAUUGAAUACUGCCCAGCUAUAAAUAUGAAGGCUCUUUAUGGACAACGGCUUGAUAGCCUUGAAAUCAAGGAUCUGUCUCAUGCUGGUUUAUGCGAUCCUGAUGAAGGUACCUUUCAAUUUCUUUACUUCAUUCUGUUUCUCCUUUUCCCCCUUGCAUAUUGUUACAAAUGUACACCUUGCGCCCUGCAGUUUGAAGUUUAUUCAACUUCCCAUGUAUUUUCGCUUUUGCAAACACAUUUGGCAUGUCUGUUUUUCUUUAACUCAAUGUCAAGAGGCUUGUUAACAGAGUUUUCAUGUCUGUUUUUAUUUAAAUCAAUUUUAAGAGGCUUGUCAGCAGAGUUUUCAUGUCUUGGGGUAAGGAGAGCGGCGAUUUGCUUUCAGUGUGCUGGGGGCCAUUAA
Triticum turgidum subsp. durum (durum wheat) is the source of this 3882-nucleotide messenger RNA. Lineage: Eukaryota; Viridiplantae; Streptophyta; Magnoliopsida; Poales; Poaceae. The record is from the annotation of a GenBank genome assembly.